Molecule: messenger RNA, 1510 nt
Organism: Leptonychotes weddellii (Weddell seal)
Lineage: Eukaryota; Metazoa; Chordata; Mammalia; Carnivora; Phocidae
Source: RefSeq, a predicted model, not a curated record
CCUUGCUUUAUUCUGUUGUGGCUGUCCGGAUGUGUGCACAUCUAUCUUCUGCUUUUAAACAGUCCUUUAUGGUUUGAAUAACCUAAAUGGACAACUUUUAAAUUUGAACAAAAAAGCACUUGGGGUAAAAAAGGAAAACUUUGUGUUUGUGGAGAGAGUUGGCUUGUGCUUGUUGCAGGGACCGCCUCGAGCAGCUGGAGAGGAAGCGGGAGAGAGAACGAAAGAUGCGCGAGCAGCAGAAGGAGCAGCGGGAACAGAAGGAGCGGGAGCGGCGGGCCGAGGAGCGGCGCAAGGAGCGCGAGGCCCGGAGGGAAGUUUCUACGCAUCACCGAACGAUGAGAGAAGACUAUGGCGACAAAGUGAAAGCAAGCCACUGGAGUCGCAGCCCGCUACGGCCACCCCGAGAGAGGUUUGAGCUGACAGACGGCCGGAAGCCAGUAAAAGAAGAGAAAAUGGAAGAGAGAGACCUGCUGUCCGACCUACAAGACGUCAGCGACAGCGAAAGGAAAACCAGCUCCGCCGAGUCCUCGUCAGCGGAGUCAGGGUCGGGUUCAGAGGAGGAAGAAGAGGAGGAGGAGGAAGAAGAGGAGGAGGAGGAGGAGGAGGGGAGCAGCAGUGAAGAAUCGGAGGAGGAAGAGGAGGAGGAAGAGGAGACCGGGAGCAACUCUGAGGACGCAUCUGGACAGUCGGCUGAGGAAGUGAGCGAGGACGAGAUGAGUGAGGACGGAGAGCGGGAGAGCGAGAAUCAUGUCCUGGUCGUUCCAGAGUCCCGAUUUGACCGAGACUCCGGAGACAGUGAGGAAGGGGAGGAAGAAGCCGGCGAGGGCACUCCGCAGAGCAGCGCCCUGACUGAAGGCGACUUCGUGCCGGACUCUCCUGCCUUGUCACCCAUUGAACUCAAACAAGAGCUGCCCAAGUACCUCCCUGCCCUGCAGGGUUGUCGGAGCGUGGAGGAAUUCCAGUGCCUCAAUAGGAUCGAAGAAGGCACUUACGGGGUGGUGUACAGGGCAAAGGACAAGAAAACAGAUGCCCGGUCAUGGCCUCGCCUUACCUGGCAAGCACGGGCCCCUGAGCAGUUGACUCCUUGAUGUCUGUGGAGUCCAGAGGUCAGCCUGACUGUAGGCUCUGCUGCUUGCUUGUGACGGCAGGUGCCUCGGCUCCAGAAGGAACUGUGGAGUCUGCUUUGAGUGCUAGCACCUGAGCAGGUGUGUGAGUCAUGGACCGGAAGCUUCCCUUCCGCCCACAUCUGGGUCUUGGAAACUCGGGGAGGCACCACCUGAGAUCCUGAGACCCUGAUGAAUGUUUCCAUGUUGGGAUGUUGAGGUUUGCCGUGUCUCCUGGCAAAUCACAGUCGGGCUAGAGAGAGAAAUAGGACAAUCCUCCUUAUCUGUUUUGGACAAAAGCUGGUCUGGAAAUAGGCCUCAUGUUUCUGUCAGGCAACAGGUUUGGGUUUUUUUCUUGGUGCUGACGUGAUACGGGACUUUCCAGUUAAACAAGACUUCUCGGGCGC